AUGGUUAAAGAGGAAUGGAGAGGAUUGGGGGAUAUACAGUUCACAGAUAAACUAAAGGCAUUGACGACUCCGUUGGGAAGAUGGCAUAAGGCAAACUUUGGUGGGAUGGACAACAAAAUUACUAAGUUUGAGGAAGAAAUCAAGAGAAUUGAUGACAUGGUAAGCAAUAGCGGGUAUGAUGAAACGUUGGAGGCUAGAAGAAAGGUGCUGGUCUCUUGUUGUGAGAGAUGGUAUGUAAGGAAGGAAGUCCAUUGGAAACAGAUAUCUCGGUCUCGGCAUGCGAAGGAGAUGGACAAAAAUACAAGAUACUUUCACAAUAUAGCAUCAGCAAGGAGACGGAAUAAUAGGAUUGAUAUACUGGUAAUAAACGGCAGACAGGUCAAGAAUCAAGCGAGAAUCAAGAUAGCGAUCAGAGAGUUCUACAAGGAUUUAUAUCAUCAAGAAGCUUCUCCUAUGAUGGGAUUUAGAGAUGGCUUGGUGGGUAAGAUAGAUGAGGGAGAUGCUUUGUCUCUAGAGGAAUUGCCGUCCGCUGAGGAGAUCAGAGAGGCUAUCUGGGACUGUGAGUCAUCUAAAGCGCCAGGCUGUGAUGGAUACAACAUGAAUUUCAUUAAGAGGUGUUAG
Arachis ipaensis is the source of this 621-nucleotide messenger RNA. RefSeq lists its product as uncharacterized. Lineage: Eukaryota; Viridiplantae; Streptophyta; Magnoliopsida; Fabales; Fabaceae. The record is from RefSeq and is a predicted model, not a curated record.